AUGUCUUCGACCAUGUCUUCGACCAUGUCUUCGACCAUGUCUUCGACCAUGUCUUCGACCAUGUCUUCGACCAUGUCUUCGACCAUGUCUUCGACCAUGUCUUCGACCAUGUCUUCGACCAUGUCUUCGACCAUGUCUUCGACCAUGUCUUCGACCAUGUCUUCGACCAUGUCUUCGACCAUGUCUUCGACCAUGUCUUCGACCAUGUCUUCGACCAUGUCUUCGACCAUGUCUUCGACCAUGUCUUCGACCAUGUCUUCGACCAUGUCUUCGACCAUGUCUUCGACCAUGUCUUCGACCAUGUCUUCGACCAUGUCUUCGACCAUGUCUUCGACCAUGUCUUCGACCAUGUCUUCGACCAUGUCUUCGACCAUGUCUUCGACCAUGUCUUCGACCAUGUCUUCGACCAUGUCUUCGACCAUGUCUUCGACCAUGUCUUCGACCAUGUCUUCGACCAUGUCUUCGACCAUGUCUUCGACCAUGUCUUCGACCAUGUCUUCGACCAUGUCUUCGACCAUGUCUUCGACCAUGUCUUCGACCAUGUCUUCGACCAUGUCUUCGACCAUGUCUUCGACCAUGUCUUCGACCAUGUCUUCGACCAUGUCUUCGACCAUGUCUUCGACCAUGUCUUCGACCAUGUCUUCGACCAUGUCUUCGACCAUGUCUUCGACCAUGUCUUCGACCAUGUCUUCGACCAUGUCUUCGACCAUGUCUUCGACCAUGUCUUCGACCAUGUCUUCGACCAUGUCUUCGACCAUGUCUUCGACCAUGUCUUCGACCAUGUCUUCGACCAUGUCUUCGACCAUGUCUUCGACCAUGUCUUCGACCAUGUCUUCGACCAUGUCUUCGACCAUGUCUUCGACCAUGUCUUCGACCAUGUCUUCGACCAUGUCUUCGACCAUGUCUUCGACCAUGUCUUCGACCAUGUCUUCGACCAUGUCUUCGACCAUGUCUUCGACCAUGUCUUCGACCAUGUCUUCGACCAUGUCUUCGACCAUGUCUUCGACCAUGUCUUCGACCAUGUCUUCGACCAUGUCUUCGACCAUGUCUUCGACCAUGUCUUCGACCAUGUCUUCGACCAUGUCUUCGACCAUGUCUUCGACCAUGUCUUCGACCAUGUCUUCGACCAUGUCUUCGACCAUGUCUUCGACCAUGUCUUCGACCAUGUCUUCGACCAUGUCUUCGACCGGAUUCAGUUGGUAUUUGCGGAAUCAGUUGGUAUUUUUGAGAUUCCUGCAUAGUGGAUCAUAA
Molecule: messenger RNA, 1251 nt
Organism: Stomoxys calcitrans (stable fly)
Lineage: Eukaryota; Metazoa; Arthropoda; Insecta; Diptera; Muscidae
Exons: 1
Coding region: 1-1251 (416 amino acids)
Source: RefSeq, a predicted model, not a curated record